GUUGAAAAGAUAGACAUAAACUAUGCAAAGACAGCCAAGAAACUAGAUGUCAAGAAAUUGAAAGGGGUUAUAUGGCAUUUACUGACCAAAAAAUCAAAGAAGGAGGAUAAAAAUAAUGAUAAGGGGUCAACAGAAGAAGGAAUGGAGGAGUCAGGGGAAAAACCCACAGAGAAUGGACCUGGUUCUUCUGCUAGCAGCAAUGAUAGUACAGAUAUGAAUGGCAGCUUGUCCUUUCAGGAACUGCUCAAUGAUCUACCUCAGAAUGUAUCAUCUCAUAUGGCUAAAAACCUCAGUGUUCCCAUUGCUUUUGUUUGUCUGCUUCACCUAGCCAACGAGAAGACAUUGAAAAUUGAAAGUGAAAACAUGAGUGACUUGAAGAUAACACAGGGCAUUUGAUGUUCACGUAUAGACAAAACGUAGAGUACAAGAUGUGUUCAAGACUAACUGCAAGAUUAUUUCAUAAAAAUAUAACUGUAAAUUCCGGUAUUGUUGAGGUCAGCAAGAAGUAGAAAUACAGCUAAUUCAUUAAAAUAUGAAGGAAAGUUAUGUAAUGUUGAUAUUAAUAUGGAUAGUAUUUCUUUGGAAAGUGCAUUUGCUCUAGGAUUACAUCAUUUUAUAGUUAUGAAGAAUCGGUGCAGUAGUGUGUAAAUACAUGUACUUUAAAAAAUAUUUCGGAGACGAAUACUAAAAAAAACUAUCAAAAAUAUGUGAAUAGUGGUAUAUAUUUAUUUAAAUUUUUAAACAUCCCUUUUAUUUUAGUUAAAUAUAUAGAACAUGAGUAGUAAUUAGUUAUUAAAUAAGUUGUGUGUAGAGUUUUCAUAUAUGUACAUGUAUUGUUAAAUUUCACAAAUGAAAAAUUAGUACUCCUCUUUAAUUUUCUACUCUCAUUUGCCUAUUUCUAUACAUUUUCUAACUUGAAAAUUGGAAUAACAUUAUACAGUAUAUGUACAUGUGCAUCUCAUAUUUUUCUUUGCUCACUUUAUUUACACAACCAAAUCCAUAUAUUGCUAUUGUUUUAGGAAUUACAUGUAUUUUACUUCUUGUUUAAUGGAUUUUUUUUUUCAUAAAGGAACCAUUUAUAUGUAAUUGUUGAGGCAGCUAAUUUCCUAUUAUAAAAUCGAAAUUUUUGCACAUAUAGCUCAAAGCUUAUAUCCCCCCCCCCCCAAAAAAAAAGAUUAGAGUCAAAAAACUUGAUACUUAAAUGGGCCCUUAAACAAUGCUUAGGACCCCCUACCUAAAAAAAAUUGCAAUUAAACUGCUACUGUUAUUGAAAUAAAAAAAGAACUUUUUAAUUCAAAAAAGUAACCAAGAGUUAUGCUGACUUGUAUUAUUAUUUCCUUACUGUAAAGCAAACUAUGUAAGAUAUAUGAAAAAAGAAGCUGUAGAUUUUUUCCAGACUGGUCAGUGAAAUCAUAACUGAUCUUUGAUACUCAGUGGACUCUACAAUUCAGGGUGGUUGUUGUCUUGAAGAAUUUUUGGCAUAUUGUUUGCCUGUUGUUGUGUACAUUUGUUUUACUUAGAAAUCAUUGUUAAUAUUUUUAUCAUUAUCACACAAUACUUUGAUCAGCCAACGAGUGUAAAUAAACAAGACAACAAAUUA
Messenger RNA from Saccostrea cuccullata (small rock oyster), 1600 nucleotides. Its product is annotated as condensin complex subunit 2-like. Lineage: Eukaryota; Metazoa; Mollusca; Bivalvia; Ostreida; Ostreidae. Gene Ontology annotation, biological process: mitotic chromosome condensation. Gene Ontology annotation, cellular component: condensin complex. Gene Ontology annotation, molecular function: chromatin binding. The record is from RefSeq and is a predicted model, not a curated record. The transcript has 3 exons. The annotation marks the transcript as partial.